Kuraishia capsulata CBS 1993 is the source of this 825-nucleotide messenger RNA. RefSeq lists its product as uncharacterized. The transcript has a single exon. NCBI's taxonomy places the organism in Eukaryota, Fungi, Ascomycota, Pichiomycetes, Pichiales, Pichiaceae. Bases 1 to 825 code for a protein of 274 amino acids. The record is from RefSeq and is a predicted model, not a curated record.
AUGAUGGCCGCCACCCAACCAAGUAGCCUUCAAUCUACCAGUUUUUUAAAAUCAUUCGGUAAGUCGACUUUAAAGUCACUCUUUUCGAAUUAUCCUAUGAGCGACCUACUAACGUCUAUUCCAGAGUUUGGUAAGAGAAUCAAAAGGCUCAGACAUUGGUCUUUGACCAGAACUAAAGCCACUACCGACUACAACGAUUACAACUCGAAAUCUCAAUCACCGUCACCAAAUACGAGUAUUUUAGAGCCCCAGAGAAUUACAUCCGGUUCAUUAACACCUCCAGGUGCAUUGAUGAUAUUCGAAAGAUCAGUGCAAUUGGGUCCUUCAUUGGUACCAAGCACUAAUGCAUCACCACCAGAGAAAAUCAGGGGACACUCUCUACCUACACAAACAGUAAUGGUAUCUCCAACAUCACUAUCAAUCCCCUCUCAUUACACUACCGAAUCCUACACCGCGCCCAUAUUGGAUGCCACUUGCGAGCUCAUCACUGGUAAUGACGCAGAUUUGGACCAGAUCAAGCUCGUUGCUGUGAGAAGACCUUCGUCCAUACUAAGUAGCUCGGGUUUAACCUCACCGCUAUUAUCGAGAUCAAGGGUCUCGAACUCGGAUUACGCGUUUGAACUCGACCAGGAUGCGAAAGACAGAAGAAUCAGUUUCUUCUCGUAUGCCGAGUUUCUAGAGAUAGAUGGGUUAGACACAGAGGCGGCAUUGCAGAAGCCAGUAUUAGAUGAUGAUGAGAAUUCUCAGGAAGAGGAAUUCCUCUCCAUAGUAACAGUUAAUGAAAUGCUGAGGGUCAAGACGGGAGAGUUAAAACGAGAAAUGUGA